AUGGCCCCCAAAGCUGCCGAGAAGAAGCCCACCACUGGCGGCAAAGCCCCGGCUGGCAAGGCCCCAGCUGCUGAGAAGAAGGAAGCUGGCAAGAAGACCGCCGCCGCUCCCUCAGGUGACAAGAAGAAGCGCGGCAAGACCAGGAAGGAGACCUACUCCUCGUACAUCUACAAGGUCCUCAAGCAAGUCCACCCCGACACCGGUAUCUCCAACCGCGCCAUGUCCAUCUUGAACUCGUUUGUCAACGAUAUCUUCGAGCGCGUUGCCACUGAAGCUUCCAAGCUUGCUGCCUACAACAAGAAGUCCACCAUCUCCUCCCGAGAAAUCCAGACCUCUGUCAGACUCAUCCUGCCGGGUGAACUUGCCAAGCACGCCGUUUCCGAAGGAACCAAGGCUGUGACCAAAUACUCAUCCCAAAGCAAGUAA
Messenger RNA from Capronia epimyces CBS 606.96, 426 nucleotides. RefSeq names its product histone H2B. Gene Ontology annotation, biological process: nucleosome assembly. Gene Ontology annotation, molecular function: structural constituent of chromatin; DNA binding; protein heterodimerization activity. Gene Ontology annotation, cellular component: nucleosome. The coding region runs from base 1 to 426 and encodes 141 amino acids. The record is from RefSeq and is a predicted model, not a curated record. NCBI's taxonomy places the organism in Eukaryota, Fungi, Ascomycota, Eurotiomycetes, Chaetothyriales, Herpotrichiellaceae. The transcript is spliced from 3 exons.